CCUCUUCCCCGAGUACCGGGGCCGAAACUUGCCUCACUCACUCCUACUGGGAACACUAACAUCAAAUCCAUUGAGGAACUGGGAAGCUCCUCCGACAAAGAUGCCUAUGUCUGGAAGGUGGAGAUUCAGAGGUCAGUCUACGCGCUGAAGAUGAGCGAUUACUUCCAGUUCAACAAUUGGCAGUAUCUCAGGAAAAGUCCAGGGCAGGCUCUCAGGUACGCCCUCCCCAAGAGUCAAUACUACUUCGACUAUCUCGACCAUUUUUGCUGCGAGUGUCGGAUAUACGGCCGUCUUAAAGAAGAGCAUCGCGAGGACAUCGCCGUUCGAGCACACGGCUACCUACUCCUUAACCCCCAGAAAGAAGAGGAGAUUAUCAAGAUGAUAAUGGGCAUCGAUUAUGAACAGGACCACCACGACUCGAAGCUCAAUGGUCAGAACAUCUGGGUCCUGUAUGAGCAGCACCGUGGACAACCUGUUCGGGCGAUUGUUAAGGACCUCGCUCGACCUGACUGCACACUCUUUCGAGACCAGGCAGAUCCCGCAAAUGUGGACUGACCUAAACACCCUUCAUGCGCUGGGGAUCGUGGUUCAGGACAUCCAUCUCGGUAACUACCUGGGUGGAAAGCUGAUCGACUUCAGCCGGGCUUGGACCAUGUAUCAUCCGUGUCUGGAUGAUGAUAGGACGCAGUCUAUGCUGGAAAGGCUCUCAAGGAGGGAUGCGCGGAUCUGAGGGUAUGAUUGACGACCAUUGUGGUUAUGACGUGCAAGGAAUACCGGAGGAGCAUCAUGAGUUUACCGCAAAGAAAUGCGAUGCUGGAACAGACCAGACGCUGUACAACUGGCGGGAACAGGGAGGUGAGGAGGCGGAAGCUCAUGUAAAGGAGCUCUAUACCGAGCAUGGGGUCGAGUCCUAUUCCGACGGCA
Parathielavia appendiculata is the source of this 924-nucleotide messenger RNA. RefSeq lists its product as uncharacterized. The annotation marks the transcript as partial. Lineage: Eukaryota; Fungi; Ascomycota; Sordariomycetes; Sordariales; Chaetomiaceae. The record is from RefSeq and is a predicted model, not a curated record. The transcript has 2 exons.